Pelagomonas calceolata is the source of this 1084-nucleotide messenger RNA. Lineage: Eukaryota; Pelagophyceae; Pelagomonadales; Pelagomonadaceae. The record is from the annotation of a GenBank genome assembly.
AUGCGGGCGCUCGCCGUCCUGGCCUUCGCGGCGGCGUGCCCGCGCGCCGCAGCGCUGGUCGUGUACUACAACGUUUUCAGCAAGAACGUCGCGACGGCCGUCGAGAUCGUCUACGAGCAGCUCACGGAGCUGAGAGCGGCGCCCAUCUGGGACGAUGUGGAAGAAAUCCGCUACAGCACGAUCGGCAAGGGCAAGAUGCGAAACCACGUCGAGAGGAUCUGCCGCGAGGUCAACGCGACGACGUGUCGACGCCUCGGGAGCCACAAAACGGGCCACGAGGAGCGGACGCUGACGCCUCUCCACGCGUUCUGCACGAAGAACCCUGAGGCGUCGGUCGCUUACUGUGUGGAAAUCAAAAUUCAGACGCCCCACGCCACCGACGCGAUGCAACCUAACUCACUGGUUGAUUUCCACACAGGUCGCUUACCUGCACGACAAGGGCUCCUUUCGGAACGUCUUCAAUCGCUCGGUCCGCGGGCGCCAGAAACGGCUCCGCCAGGCGUUGUUGCGCGGCCUCGGCAGCGUCGGCUGCCUCGCGGCGAUCACGAAGGGCGACGCCUGCGACGUCUGCUCGACGCACUUCACGGCGCUCCCGCACCAGCACACGAAGGGCAACAUGUGGCUCGCCUCGUGCCGCUACGUCGCCACGCUCCUGGCGCCACCGUCGUUCCAGAAGGGCAUGGACGCGUAUUGGGGGCGGCUCGGCUUCGACAAGGGCGGCACGCUGCUGGGGACGCCCUGGGUCGGCACGGGACGGUACGCCAUGGAGCACUGGGUCCACUCGCAUCCGUCCGUGCGACCGUGCGACGUCUCCGAGAAGCCCCUGGAGACGCUCGAGGACAUGAUCCAGCUCGCGUCGGGCGGCUGGGACUCGUCCGUCGCGACGGCGGCGCCGCGCGUCGACGCGACACAUCCGGGCGCCGGCGAGGCGCUCGGCGAGCGCAUCCGCGGCCCGAUCCCGAAGAACAAACGGAACUUCAGUACGAUCGUGGGCGAGUGGCAAACGCUGUAUGGAGAGGUGCCCCCCGAGUCGUCGCUCCUGUUGCGGAAGUACCGGCAGAUGUACGGCGUGCCUGCCCGAUAG